AUGAUAGGAUCAUUUUUGUUUCCUUUUGACAUUUGCGGAAAGACUUGUACAGCACGAAUAAAUGUCUGCAUUAUUGGCGAAGAUCAGACGACUGUCAUGCUGGUGCAGGACAAGAAGUUGAAAGAUCCAAAACCCCAAGUCAUUGCAACAACUAUUGCUGCAUUUGCAAAUAACAACGAGAUCCGGACCAUGAGCCGUCGACCUCGUCUUCCUACCAUCACUUUUCCGGCCAUCACUAUGCAUGGCACCUAUCCAGUCUUCUACAAAAUCAAAGUCACGACUCAACUAUAUGAUGCUGUUGCAAGCGGAAUGUAUCCCCCAACGGCAGCACAUGUUCUUCGAUAUAUUCCGGACCUUCCUCUACCCUAUAACGAAGGAAUGCACUUUCUCCAGAACAGAAUUGAGAUCCUGGCCUGCCUGGAGGCAUUCAAACAGUUCUUGUAG
This is a messenger RNA of Suillus subaureus, 444 nucleotides long. RefSeq lists its product as uncharacterized. Lineage: Eukaryota; Fungi; Basidiomycota; Agaricomycetes; Boletales; Suillaceae. The transcript has a single exon. The coding region runs from base 1 to 444 and encodes 147 amino acids. The record is from RefSeq and is a predicted model, not a curated record.